AUGUACGGUGCCCCGGUUGGCCCUGAUGGUCAACCCAUGUACGGCGCUCCCAUUGGCCCGGAUGGUCAGCCCAUGCCCAUUGGCCCUGACGGUCAACCCAUGUACGGCGCUCCGGUUGGGCCUGACGGUCAGCCCAUGUAUGGUGCCCCCAUCGGCCCUGACGGCCAACCCAUGUAUGGUGCCCCGGUUGGCCCCGAUGGUCAACCCAUGUAUGCGCCGGGACCCGGUGGAGCACCGGGCACCACCAGCGAGGGGCUGCCGGGGCCGGCAAUGCCUGGACAGACGGUCAUGGGACCUACCACCCAGGUGAAGGUUCCUGUGGACAGCAUAGCAGAUGAAAGCAGUGCCACGACCACGCAGUGGCCUCCAGCACACAAGCAGAUCCAGGUGGAGGGUGAGCCCCAGUAUGUUGCCGGCAAGACCGAAGAGAUCGAUGCCCCUGCACAGGUCGGCACACAGCAGGUCGAGGAGACUGUGGCCGGGCAGGUGAAACAGCAGAUCGUGGAGAUCCCGCAAGUCCAGGAGGUUGUCGAGGAGCAGGAAAUCCCGGAGGUGCAGGUCGUGCAGAAGGUGGUCGAGGUUCCGCAGAUCGUGCAGCAGGAGUUUGAGCAGAUUGUGGAACAGGUCGUCCAGGUGCCAACGAUCAUCGAGCAGCAGAAGGUCUCACAUCGCCACGUGGAGCAGAUUGUGGAUGUUCCUGUGCCUCAGAUGGUCGAGGAGGUUGUGCAUGUGCCGGUGACACAGACCCAGGCGCGCCACUACCAUGUGCCCGUGGAGCAACAGGUGGAGAUUCCUGUCCAGAUGAUGCAGGAGGAGACCGUGCAUGUGCCCAAGGUCAUCACCCAGAAGCGCCAGAUGCACCAGCACGUUGAGCAGGUCGUGGAGGUGCCCGUGCCCAUGACACAGGAGGAGGUCGUUCACGUCCCGGAGAUCAUGACGCAGACCCGCACAAGACAAGAGCACGUGGAGGAGAUGAUCGAGGUGCCGAUCCCCAUGCAGCAGGUGGAGAUUGUUCACGUGCCUGAGAUUGUCAAGCAGACUCGCAUCGUGCACCAGCCAGUCGAGGAGAUUGUGGAGGUGCCCGUGCCCAUGACGCAGGAGGAGCACGUCCAUGUGCCCAAGAUCAUCACCCAGACCCGUGUAAGGCGCCAGCCUGUGGAGCAAGUCGUUGAGGUGCCGGUGCCCAUGACACAAGAGGAGCAAGUCCAUGUGCCCAAGAUCAUCACACAGACCCGCAUCAUGCAUCAGCAUGUCGAGCAGGUCGUCGAGGUGCCGAUCCCGAUGAUGCAGGGUGGGCUUGCCAAUGUUCCCCAGACUGGCCCCUAUGGCUCAGCGGCACCGACACGGGCACUCCCAGCUCCGAUGCAGAUGGCCCCAACGCAGCAGCUGGCCCCAGGGCAGCAGAUGGCCCCCAUGCAGAUGGCCCCAGGGCAGCAGAUGGCCCCAGGGCAGCAGAUGGCCCCUUAUGGUGCCGCGCCGAUGCAGAUGGCCCCCUACGGCAUGCCGAUGCAGGAGCAGGUGGUCCAUGUGCCCAAGAUCAUCCAGCAGGAGCGAGUGGUGCACCAGCACGUGGAGCAGGUGACGGAGGUCCCCAUCCCAAUGACGCAGGAGCAGGUGGUCCACGUUCCCAAGGUGAUCACGCAGGAGCGAAACCACCACUUCCACGUCGAGGAGAUUGUGGAGGUGCCGGUGGAGCAGCGUGUGGAGCAGAUUGUGCAUGUGCCCAAGGUCCAGAAAGUGGAGAAGAUCGUCCACAACCCUGUGGACUUGGAGGUGGACGUGCCGCGUCCGGUGGUUGUCGAGAAGGUUGUUCAGGUGCCCAAGGUUCACGUGGAAGAGAAGGUCGUCCGAGUGCCGAAGGUCCUGAACACCGUGGUGCACACCACCGUCCAGAACACCGUGGAGACCGUGGAGGUGGUCAAGCCUGUGGUGGUCCACAAGGUGGUGCAGCGCAAGAAGCCCAUCAUCCAGGAGGACGUGGUUCAAGUGCCCAAGGUCGUCGUGCAGCACGUGCCGAUUGAGAAGGUCGUGGAGAAGGAGGUGAAGGUGCCGGUGGUGCAGGAGGUGGAGUCGGUCGUGGAUGUGCCGGUGGUCAAGCACAGGCAGGUGCCCAUGGUCCAGAAGGUCGAGAAGCAGAUUCAGGUGCCCCAGAUUGAGUACACGGACCACCACGUCGAGGUCCCCAUCCAGAAGCAGGUGCACGUGCCGGUGAUCCAGACCGUGCAAAAGCAGGUGGAUGUGCCCCAGCUCGAAUACGAGGAUGAAGUGGUCCAGGUCCCCGUCCAGAAGCAGGUGCACGUGCCCGUGAUCCAGAAGGUCCAGAAGACCGUGAAGGUGCCCCAGGUGGAGUUCGAGGAGCAGAUUGUGCAGGUGCCGGUGCAGACGGAGGUCCAUGUGCCCAUCGUGCAGAAGAUUCAGAAGACGGUGAAGGUGCCUCAGAUUGAGUACGAGGACCAGGUGGUGGAGGUCCCCGUGCAGAAGCAGGUGCAGAUCCCCAUGGUGCAGACCGUGCAGAGGCAAUACGAAGUGCCGCAGGUCGAGUGGGAGGAACAGGUGGUGGAGGUCCCCGUGCAGAAGCAGGUGCAGAUCCCCAUGGUGCAGACCGUGCAGCGGCAGGUGGAAGUGCCGCAGAUCCAGUACGAGGACCAGAUCGUUGAGAUCCCAGUGCAGAAGCACGUGCACGUCCCCGUGGAGAUGCCGAGGCCGGGCGAUGCUCUUCCCCAGCUCCAGUACGAGGCAACCGAUCCCAGCGCCGCCCGUGCCAACCAGGCAAGCGAUCCCUUGGGCGCACGUGGCAGUGACCCGAACGAUCCCAGCGGCGCUGGCAGGGACCAGGCGAUGGAUCCUAGUGGUGCCCGUGGCCCUGGCAGGGACCAGGGGGCUGCGGAUGCGCCCAUGCAGCAGCAGGCGCCGGCUCCGAACCAGAGGAUUGUCGAGGUGCCGCAGAUCCAGUACGUCGACAAGGUGGUCGAAAUUCCGGUGCAAAAGCAGGUCCAUGUGCCGGUGGUAUCGACGGUGCAGCGAGAGGUGGAGGUGCCCCAGAUUGAGUACAUCGACCAGCACGUGCACAUCCCCAUCCAGAAGCAUCGCCAGGUGCUCGUGCAGGUUCCGGUCGAGCGCCCUGUGGAGGUCAAUGUCAUCGAGACCACGGAGAAGGUGGUGGACAUUCCGGUCGUGAAGCAGCGCGAAAUCCCGCAGGUGCAGACCAUUGAGAGGAUCGUUGAGAUCCCAAUGGUGCAGACGGUGCAGAAAGUCGUGGAGAUCCCGCAGGAGGGCCAGACCAUUCAGGGCAGCGUUCGGGAAGUGGACGUCCCUGGCGAGCCCCGUCGCGAGGAGCACCCGACCCAGACCGUGCAACAGGUCCUCAAAGGGCCUGACCACCCGCCUGAAGUCGUUGAGGGCGAGGUCACGGAGGCUCCGGCUCCUGCCCAGCCGCAGGGUACACCCUACGGGGCCCCGCAGCCCAUGACGGUGCCAGCGCAGGGCACACCCUAUGGUGCCCCGCAGCCUAUGCCGGUCCCAGCGCAGGGCACACCCUAUGGUGCCCCGCAGCCUAUGCCGGUCCCAGCGCAGCCGCAGGGCGCAGUCUAUGGGGCCCCGCAGACCACGGCCCCAGUGCAGAUGGCCCCCUCGCAAAUGGCCCCGGCCACCUACGCUGCCCCGCCGACGCAGAUGGCCCCGGCGACCUAUGCGUCGCCAACGACAACCACCAUCGGUGAUCCCGUGUACCUGCCUCCCAUCACUGCACCUGCCGAGGCGCAGGGCGCACCCUAUGGGGCCCCGCAGCCCAUGACAGUCCCCGCGCAGCCGCAAGGUGCACCGUACGGGGCCCCGCAGCCCAUCUAUGGGGCUCCGCAGGCCAUGACGGUCCCAAUGCAGCCGCAGGGCGCACCCUACGGGGCCCCGCAGGGCGCACCUUACGGGGCCAUGCCUGUCACGAUGCCAUCCGAGGGCUCCCCCUACGGUGCCCCGCAAACCGUGAUGCCUGGCUACGCUCCGGGCUAUGGGGCGCCGGUCACCAUGCAGGGCGGUGCGAUGCCAGGUACCGUGUACCCCGGCACUGUUAUGCAGGGAGCCCCCGGCACGGACUACUUCACCAUGAUGGACACCAACCAGGACGGCGUUGUGUCCCGCGACGAGCCAUUGGGCCGCAGUGUUCGCCGCAGCCAUGAGGUCAGGUGGCGUGCAGCCCGUUGGAGCCCGACUUCCACCUGCCCGGCUUGCGGCAACGUGUACGCGGACGACGCAGUCUUCUGCCGGAAGUGCGGCCGCAAGCGUGACGAGGCCUGGGCUGAUGUGGCGGCCUGGCAUCCAUCGGUGACUCACGGUCCCGAGUGCAUUGGUGUCACGCUCCCAAGCCCGGAAGCAUCGGGUCUGAUGCAUGCUCAAGGGCGCAGCACUAUCAUGGGUAGCUUCACCUACCUGUUGUGUUCCCUGAGAGAGGUGUUCUUGCACAACCGGCACACCUGA
This is a messenger RNA of Symbiodinium natans, 4470 nucleotides long. The record is from the annotation of a GenBank genome assembly. NCBI's taxonomy places the organism in Eukaryota, Dinophyceae, Suessiales, Symbiodiniaceae.